Molecule: messenger RNA, 5325 nt
Organism: Pocillopora meandrina
Lineage: Eukaryota; Metazoa; Cnidaria; Anthozoa; Scleractinia; Pocilloporidae
Source: the annotation of a GenBank genome assembly
AUGCCUCUGAAACAUGUUGGUGAAAAACCAUGGAAGAAUUCCAAAGAGGAACAAGAAAAAAGUACCUUCCAUUACAAAUGUGCUAUAAAUAUUAGUAACCAGUUAUUAACUGAACCACUAAACGAAAUUUACGUGGACAGCGAAGUUACGAAGCAAACAGAGACUGGUGAGACACAGAGGACAGAGGAGAUGAUCAGUGAAAUAGGAUCAAACGUGGGUAUGUAACUCAUUACAAAAUGUUGAUUUGGUUUCUGUGUUGUUGAAAAACUUCAUGCUAACAAAUCACAGAGGUUGCAUGUUACAUUACCUUUUAUAAGGUGCUACUAAGACCGAAAGGGGACGUGAUAGGAGACAGGUUGUUGUUGGAGUUUUAAAAUUCAACACCUCACACACAAGUAACGACGAUAUUUUAAAAUGGGUUUUUACGUCGUUAUUUAACCCGUUUUCUCGGCAGGUCUGCAACACAUCUUUGUUGACGGAUUAUUGAGUGAUACCAACAACAGCUUGACACGAGUUUCACUCCUGAAGAUAUGCUUCUAGAACAGUCUAUGAUCACAUCAUGUUAUUUUUAAAUCAGUAUGCAUGGCUAAGCUCACGACUUCAUCGUAACAAGGAAAACAAUAGACCCUUACGGAAUUUUUUCGAAUAUUAUACAACUUUACUCAGCACGCAAAAUUAUAAUCUUACGUUUUUAAACCUGAAAAACAAGCCGUCAAAGUAAAGCAAAAGACAAAAAGGGAAAAAAAAAACGGCAAGGACAACCAUAACACAACAGUGAAAUAUCAUUGGGUUAAAUGGAGUUAAUCAAAGCUAAUUUUUUUUCAGAAUUCUUCGAUGAGGUUGAACCGAAGAGUCCAUCAAAGGUUUUUAAUACAUUUUAUUAUUCAUUUAUAUUUAAACGUGAUAUUUAAGCUUUUUAUGAAUGGCCAACUUCCACUCCAACUUUGCUAAUUGAAUUGACUUGUGUGUGUUUUCGGUUCUAUUCAGGAAAAGCAAGAUCAUGAUAUAGAAACCAGGACUCGGGUGAACUCAGAUAUAAUUUCUCCGAUAACACAAGGAGACAACGGGCAUCAUGAGAAGCGAAACAGUGACAUGCCUGAUGACGUGGCGCGACUUACAACUGAAAACCUCUCGAGGAUAGAGUCAGUGAAGGAUGACGGCAUUUGGCCAGUUUGCAUGGAUUUUGGUGGUCAAGCCAUUUACCGUGCUAUUCAUCCUAUUCUCGCUUCGCGUGAAGCAGUUUAUCUGCUAGUGGUUGAUCCUACCAAAGAUCUGUCUGCCCCAGCCCAAUGUUUGGUGAAAGAGCCUGGUUACGACGAAGUUAAGAUUCCGUCUCCUGACAAGAAUGACACAAACCUAGAUCACAUUAUGAGGUGGAUGGACAUGGUGAAUUCCUUCAAACACGAAAAGAAUGGCGACGUAUUACCACCUGUCAUUUUGGUUGGAACACACGCCGACCUUGUAAAAGACCCCGAAAUCGUGACUACAAGUGUAAAGGACAUUAUUUGUGACACAGCAAGAGAGUUUAGUGAACACAUAAUCGGAAAAACAUUUGCAGUGAACAACACUCUUGCUGGUAAGGAACUAGAGGAAGAAGAUCUCCAAGUUGUUGCCUUACGGAAAGAGAUUCUGAAGGUUGCAGAUACCUUGCCACAUACAAAAGAUGUGGUUCCUUUAAAGUGGCUUCAAGUGGAAAAUGAAGUUCGUAAUCUAGCAAGCGCGGGGACAAAUUAUGUCACAAGGCAAGACUUCCGAAAGAAUAUCUGUGACGAAAUUUGCAAAUUUGAGGUCGAAGAUGACUAUGAAGUACUUUUACAGUUUUUGCACGAUCGUGGUUCAGUGGUUUAUCAUGGUAGGGCUGACGAUCCAGGUAGUCUGGUUUUUUUUAAUCAAAAGUGGUUGAUUGAUGUUUUGUGUCAGAUAAUAACGGUUGAAAAACAGAAAGAAGAGAAAACUGUCAUUUCAAAUCUCCGCAAAGAUCUUGGCGAGUACGGCACUCUUGAUGCAAAACUGCUUGAUUACUCUUGCACAAAACUGGGCGUUGGCGACAUCAAAGAGUCUUUACUUUUCCUCAUGAAGAAGUUCAACCUUCUUUGUGAAUAUACGGGAAAAGAUGGCAGUUCCGUGUAUCUUGUUCCGUGCAUGCUGACCUCCACACCGCACGAUUCAUUGAUGCCGGACGUUUCUGUUAACCCAGGCCCUGCACCCGUUUAUGUCACAUUCACCACUCAGUACGUCCCAGUUGGUCUCUUUCCAAGAAUGGUUGUCCUUUGCCUCGAAUUUGCACAAAGACGGAUUGCCUGUAAUCAACCAAAGCUCCGGGCUAACUUUGCUCGUUUCUUUGUGGGAGACCACACUGCAGUCGAUUUUGUUUGCUACAAGCGUGUGAUCAAAGUAGACGUUUGGAAUUACAUCGAUCAAAGUAUGAACCCUGUGUACACCGAGCCUAACGUUUGCAGAGAGGUCUUAAGGUAGGUGCACGUAAGUGAGUCAUUCUAUAUUCGGUUGGUAACUUUUAAACGAAUUACUAGUUCGUGAAAUCAGAAGUGGUUUUUGUUGCGAUGUGAAUCGAUCCGACAAGUUUAGUUUUUUCAUAACAUUGUCAACCCUCUGAUAGUGUAAUGCGUGUCAUAGUUACGAUGUUGUUUUAAAGGAGGCUAAAGUCUAGUUCAUUUCUCUCGGGUGAACAUUGUGUACAUUACGUACUUUCCGGACAUUAAUGUAUCUACGUGAAAGAUUUUUAAGAGAAAAUAUCAACCCCUUUGAUAAAAGUCUUUCCCUCUCUUUCAGCUUUUUGAAGACUAGUUUGGAGAGGCUGCACGAGGAGAAUCAUUGGCUGCAAACAGUAUCAUGGGAUCUCUGCGCGAGGUGCAAUUUGUGUCGGCCCCAGUUUGUUCCUGGAACCGCAAAGUGUCAUUGGCAUGCGAAAGCAGAUUGUUGCCAUGAUGAUUGUGUGCAUUAUGUUUCCCUGACAAGGAAGCCUGUCGUUUGCUCGCAUACACUGCGGGGUCCAAAGGUUUGUCCGCCCAAGACUUGGAGUCAGGUAAAGCUAAUUCAAGUUUCUUGCGAUCAGGUUUUCGUUCCAUUUAACCUGGAAAGGGGAUUGGAAUCAGGUUUGGUCAGACCUUAAUAAAGCUCUGAGUGGCCUUAAGACUGGAAAUGAUAACAUUUAAAACGUUGAAGAAGUACAUUCCUAUUGCCUUCUAUUUAAUGUUCCAGUUGAUUUCACGACUCAGGACUUUGCCCGGAAGCUUUUUGUCCCUAUAAUGGUUGGGUUUGCCCUUUGGAUGGUUAUUUGGAGAAUACUAACACUACGAGUUAUUUAUUUGGUUUCAGGUCUUGGAGGAUGCCACUGACAAAAACUACAGUAGUAAGUCUUUACAAAGCUUUCCUUAGACUAAUGGUAACUAAUUAUUACUAGUUUUGCUAGAAAAGUGCGUAAAGUUUCGACUAUACCUUUUCUUGGUUGUCGAACGUUUCUCGUAAAAAGUCAACAUUUACUGACCAAGAGGAAAAAUGUAUGCCUUCAUUGCCCCUGUCGUCAUAAGGACAAGCCAACGAACUAAUUUGAUACCUUGUGGAGGUCAGAAUGCGAAUACACUUUAUGACCGACAUUCUUAAGUUGAAGGCAACUAAACAAGCUCGUUUUCCCUUAAAAAUAAUAUAAUAUUUGGACUUAAAAAAUGAAAUUAUAGCCAUGAGUAUUUUUCAAAACUCGGUCAGUGCCUACCCUAGAGCACCCUUGCUAUCAGCUAAAAUUUAUUUAAAUGUUUAACCCUUUUAGAAGCCCCUCCCUUCCUACCCCCCCCCCCUCUUACUUAAAGAGUUAUUUUGUCUCCAUAGCUUUGAUUUCUUUCAAUUGUUUCCUCGUUUAACCAAGAUUCAGCGCGGUCAAGGUUGAAUCCAAUCAUACACUCUUUAUUUGCAGAUUUUGAUAGAACAGUGACAAACCAAGGAAGGGAGUCGUUUAUUUGCGAGGAAGUGUCUCUCGCAGGUGUGUCAAUAUUCUUUUAUCAAAUUGUAGUGCUUUCAUUCUUCUACUGCGCUCUUUUUAUGACAUUCCUUUCAAUACUCCUAGGAAAAGUUUUAAAAGAAGGCACUCUGUGUAGUGAUGAUCACCAGGGACUGUCGAACUCCAUCUCAAAAGGCUGGAGGAAGCUUGGACGCCUGCUGGGUAUUCGCGAGGAAGACCUUGAUGACAUCGAUGAAAGAGGACGUGAUUAUUUUGACAAGGCUUAUCAAAUGUUACGUUUGUGGAAGGAAAAAAAUGCUUCGAAUGCCACUUAUCGUGUUCUGUGCCGAGCAUUGUGCGACGAGUGUUUAAAUCGAAGAGACCUAGCCGAAAGAUUUUGCUUUCGCCAAGAAUGCCAUCCUCGGUAUGGGAAUAACUGAUAAUUGGGAGGACUGACGCAAAGAUGACGUCAUCAUUACAAACAUAUGUUAUUUUAUUAUUGUAUGAUAUAAAUAUAUUCCAUGUUACCGCGGGUCUGUACAGUAAAAGAUCAAAGAAGACGUCACUAAGUAGGUGGUAUGACGUCGGCUGUGAUGUGCAACUGAACCGACUUACGGAGAGUAAUUAUAUUUAAAAACGGGAAAUUAGAAUUUUUUGUAAAAAAUCCAUGUACGAAAAAAGAGACUAGGCUCAAAACUCUGUAGGAAAUGUGUGUUAAAUUUGUAAAAUGAACCACAACGUUUGGCUAAAAUAAAAACUUCUUUGAUUUCCAAGCAAAGGGGGACAAAUUUACGCGAACGAAAGAUCACAAACAACUCACUAAAACUCCGCGAAAACAAACUAAAAGUACACAAAAAGUGUCCACGUUAGUUUUCCAAUAUCACGGUUAGAGUUCUUUGGAUAAUUUGUGAUUUUUUCUUUUUGUAUUCAUGCGGGGCGCGUGAAUACAAAAAGAAUACAAAGGGGAGAGGAAGAGGAAAUUGUUACUUGAAAUUUAAAAUCGAAAGAGAUUUUCUACAAUUGUACAGAUAUAUUUUUCCAUUCAUUUGUAGCCAAAAAUUUUCCAGCACCGUUUACCCAAUUUAAUUUUUGAGCUUGAAAUGUUGUAAUGUUAAGCAGUAACAUUUAAAGAAAGAUAUUGUUUGCUUAAAAAACCAGCGAAAAACUUCAGUGACAAAUUUAAAUAAUGUAAACAUUUAUUACGCAAUAUAAAUAUACUUUAAAGAGUUCCGAACCAUAUAGAAACAACACAAUUUUGUUUUGUAAAAUUUUUUGUGUAAAAUAUUUUAGUUAGCGACAAUUUUUGGUGCAAUGUAAAUACAUGUAGUGGUGAGAGGUAUUAAGUAUGAUUUGCGUUAAUUUGUGUGGAAGCG